CCCUCUGACGCCGAAUUAUUUCCUUUUUCGCCCAGCUGAGCUCUGAGGAACAUCUCUCUUCCGUUCCCGGCCGGUGUCCUCCAGCUCCGGGACCAUGGCAAUGCUGGCAGAGCGUGAGUGAGGCCCGGGCCCGCCAACAGCCCGUAGGAAACAAAAAUGGUCGGUAGACCCAAGAAACAGCACCUGGAGUAAGGAUGAGUCCAAAUUUGGCCAGAAGUUGAUGGAAAAGAUGGGCUGGUCCAAAGGCAAGGGUUUGGGGGCUAAGGAACAAGGGAGCACAGAGCACAUCAAAGUGCAAGUAAAGAAUAACAAUCUAGGGCUAGGAGCCUCUCGCAAUCACCAGGAUAACUGGCUCGCCCAUCAAGAUGAUUUUAACGAGCUUCUGGCGGAGCUGAAUAACUGCCACGGGACAGCUGAAUCUGAGGAGUCUCCGGCCGACGAAGAGAAGAAAUCAUUUAGCCUGGAAGAGAAGUCGAAAUCCUCUAAGAAGCGUGUGCAUUACAUGAAGUUUGCCAAAGGGAAGGACCUCUCAAGCCGCAGUGACACAGACCUGGCCUGUAUCUUUGGGAAACGGGAGAAGACUAAGAAAGGCGGCCCACAGGAAGAAGCUUCGGCUGAAUCAGAAGAAAACGAAGACCAGGGAAAGCAAAGCCCCUCAGGAGAAUGCGACCCAGGAAACACUGUGACCAGCUCACUAUCUGUAAAUGAAUAUUUUGCUAAACGCAUGGCAGAACUAAAGAAGUCUCAAUCAAAACACAUGGGAAAAGUUCCACAGAAAGAAGAGGAGUGCCGUGAAGAAGGAGCUGAUGAGAGUUCUACAAAGAUAAGCCAGAAGUCCAAAAAGAGGAAACGCAAUAAGGGUGACACCAUUCAUGACACCAAUGAUCCUGACCUGGACAAUGGGGACUUACCAUGUGUUACAGAAGUUCCACAAUCCAAAAAAAAAUCAAAAACCAAAAAGUAUCGAGAGCCUGAAUCUGAGAGGGUUGGAAGAAAAGACGAGGAGGAAGAAGAUGGAGCUUCUCACCAGAAUGACUGUCGCACAGAAGAAGAGGAGAAACCAAAAAAACGAAAAAAGAAAAAUAAGAAGAGGAAGAACGAAACAUCUAACCAAUGGGAGGAGGAAGAGAACUGUCAAAUGCAGCAAUUGAAGAAGAAGAAGAAAAAGAAGUCCGAAUAACUUGGUUUAGUUAAGUCCAAAAACACCAACUAUUGGGAAAUGCCUGUUGUUCCUAUGGAAGCUGCCAUGUCUCAUUGUUAUAAGUUUAAAUGCAAAUGACUGUACAUUUGUGAUAUUCGCUGUUUUCUAAAGAUAAAUUGACACCCAACUAAAUAAACUUUUAGUAUCAUGUA
Molecule: messenger RNA, 1353 nt
Organism: Xenopus laevis (African clawed frog)
Lineage: Eukaryota; Metazoa; Chordata; Amphibia; Anura; Pipidae
Gene: pinx1.L
Product: PIN2 (TERF1) interacting telomerase inhibitor 1 L homeolog
Exons: 7
Coding region: 221-1180 (319 amino acids)
Cellular component (GO): nucleolus
Molecular function (GO): telomerase inhibitor activity; nucleic acid binding
Source: RefSeq, a predicted model, not a curated record